CAGGGAGCGUGAGAUAAUCGGAGUUCCACCAUCCGGACUAACUCCGAGCUCAGGCGUUUCCAGCUCUCCGUAGCCUUCCUGAAAUCGGACUGGUCUCAUUCCCAGUCCCUUGACGUCUGUUCCAGAAAGCCGGCGUCCUGUUGCACAAAUGUCCCACCUAGGGCCCCUGCGCUGCAGGACCUGGGCUGCACUGCUCCGCCAACUCCUGCGACCUCCCCGCACUGUGUGCAACCGGGCGGUCGGCUGUCAUAGCCAGGUUGCGAAGGCAGUGUUAACAUGUGAGCAACUGAAACCACAUCAACAAAAACCGAAUUUUAUCAUCAAGGUUCCAAAGGGCACCAGGGAUUUAAGUCCUCAACAGAUGGUUGUGAGGGAGAAAAUUCUUGAUAAGAUUAUCAGCUGUUUUAAACGCCAUGGGGCAAAGGGGUUGGACACGCCAGCAUUUGAGCUAAAAGAAAUGCUCACCGAGAAGUAUGAAGACAACUUCGGCCUCAUGUAUGAUUUGAAGGAUCAAGGUGGGGAGUUGCUGUCUCUGCGCUAUGACCUUACUGUCCCUUUUGCUCGAUAUCUGGCCAUGAAUAAAUUGAAGAGGAUGAAACGGUAUCAAGUGGGAAAGGUGUGGAGGCGAGAGAGUCCAGCUAUAGUCCAGGGCCGCUACCGGGAGUUCUGCCAGUGUGAUUUUGACAUUGCUGGUGAGUUUGACCCAAUGAUCCCUGAUGCAGAGUGUUUGAGGAUUAUGUGUGAAAUCCUAAGUGGAUUGCAGCUGGGGGACUUUCUCAUUAAGGUAAAUGACCGUCGGGUUGUAGACGGGAUGUUUGCUGUAUGUGGUGUUCCUGAGAGCAAGUUCCGUACCAUCUGCUCCUCAAUGGACAAACUAGACAAGAUGUCUUGGGAAGAUGUGAGGCUUGAGAUGGUGGCAGGGAAAGGCCUAGCUCCUGAGGUGGCUGAUCGAAUCGGGGACUACGUCCAAUGCCAUGGGGGGAUAUCCCUGGUAGAGGAGUUGUUCAAGGAUCCCAGACUGUCCCAAAACCAGCUGGCCUUGCAGGGCCUAGGGGACCUGAAGCUGCUCUUUGAAUACCUGAGGUUAUUUGGAAUUGCCGAUAAGAUCUCCCUUGAUCUGAGUCUGGCCCGGGGCCUGGACUAUUAUACAGGAGUCAUUUAUGAAGCAGUACUGCUAGAGUCUCCAGCUCAGGCCGGAAAGGAGACUCUGAAUGUGGGUAGUGUGGCUGCUGGUGGGCGCUAUGACAGGCUGGUAGCCCAGUUUGAUCCCAAGGGACAUAACGUGCCUUGUGUGGGGUUGAGCAUUGGAGUAGAGAGAAUCUUCUAUCUUGUGGAGCAGAAGAUGAAGAUUUCUUGUGAGAAGGUUCGAACCACAGAGACCCAAGUGUUUGUGGCCACGCCCCAAAAGAACUUCCUCCAAGAGCGUUUGAAGAUAAUUGCACAGCUUUGGGAUGCAGGGAUCAAGGCAGAGAUGCUUUAUAAAAACAACCCUAAACUGUUAACCCAGCUGCACUAUUGUGAGAAAGAAGACAUUCCUCUAAUGGUCAUUAUUGGUGAGCAAGAACAGAAUGAAGGUGUUGUCAAGCUCCGUUCAGUGGCCAGCAGAGAAGAAGUGAGUUGGAGCUGGUGGAAAUACAGAGUUCUAAAUGUUCUACCCUCACUUUUUAAAAGACAGGAUCUUGUGGUAUAACCCAGACUGGUCUGGGACUGUGUCAGCCAGGUUGGCCUUGAACUCAUGAUCUUCCUGCUUUAAUCUCUUAGGUACUAUGGCAGCAGGCAUAUACUGUCAUGCCUAGAUCCCAGACUCUCUUUUAAGAGAUGUGUUAAAAAUAUGUCGUUUAAAUUACAUUUGUGUGUGUGUGUUUGUGCACACAUAUUCCAUGCAUGUGUGUGUAUGUCAACUUGCAGGAGUCAGUAGUCAGUUCCCUCCUUCCACCAUAUGGAUCCCAGGUGUAAAUAAUAAGAAUGGGUACAGAGUGAAGUGAAUUUGGGAAAACUGGCUAAGACACUAGUAUCGUUUUCUAGUUUGUCACACACAGAUUCUCUUAUGUUUUAGGUGACUGUUAAUCGAAAAAGUCUUGUGGCUGAAAUUCAGAAGCGACUGUCUGAGCCUUGAUUAGUGCCUGAUUUCCAUCUCCUGCUCUUAGAAGAAAAGUUUUCAGCUAGGACCGAGUUCUGACGGACUUUACCCAAGUUGGCCAGCAUGGAUGUUGUACAAGUGCCUUCUGCUUCUAUUCUCUCCUGGAUAUAGAGCUACAGAAGGACCUGAGGACUCGUGGACUAACAUUAGCAGCUGCUCUGUUAGAAUGCACAUGGCUGUCAUGCCAAAGAGGCAUCCUGUAGCUGCAAAGGCAGAUCUAAAGUGCCUCUGAAUUCUGUCAAAGGGAUGUUAGGAUGGUUGCUAUGAGAAAAGCUCUGGAAGAGUUAGUUGCCUAAGGCUAAGACUCUGACCCAUUGAAAUGAGAAGCUAAUAUGUACUUCACUUUUGACUGUAGCUUAGGAACCAGAUUCUGGAGAAUUUGUCUACAUCAACUAUGGGUUGUCCAUGGAGUUACAUGGACAGUAGGAAUGGACAGAAAAAAGAGAUGCUGUACCAUGGGCCCAGCAGUGCAUCUGUUGGUUCUUCCAGUUAACAGUAGAAGGUUGGGCUACUUCAUAAUUUUGAACAUUGACCUUAAUGGAUGAUAAGUUAGUGAUCUGCUCUUUUGAGGUUUUGAACACCAUUCCAUUUGUUAUAGUAAUUUUUCUGGAUUAUUCCAUAUCCUGCUCUGGAGAUUGUUCUAGAAGUGGUUAUAUGAUAGGUUACAUUUCAAAAAUGUACUAGUGGGCUGCAGAGAUGGCUCACUGAUUAAGGGGGCAUAUUGCUUUUCCAGAGGACCUGAGUUCAGUUCCUAGCAACCACAUCAGAGUGAUUACAACUGCCUGUAACUCCAGUAACAGUUAUCUGAGGCCCUCUUCUGGCCUCCACAAACACCUGCACUUAAUGUGCACAUACUUAUGCACAGACACAUACACAUAAUUAAGAAUAAAAUAAUUUUAAAAA
Rattus rattus (black rat) is the source of this 3043-nucleotide messenger RNA. RefSeq names its product histidyl-tRNA synthetase 2, mitochondrial (gene Hars2). The coding region runs from base 149 to 1690 and encodes 513 amino acids. NCBI's taxonomy places the organism in Eukaryota, Metazoa, Chordata, Mammalia, Rodentia, Muridae. Gene Ontology annotation, molecular function: histidine-tRNA ligase activity; ATP binding; identical protein binding. The transcript is spliced from 12 exons. Gene Ontology annotation, biological process: histidyl-tRNA aminoacylation. The record is from RefSeq and is a predicted model, not a curated record. Gene Ontology annotation, cellular component: mitochondrion; cytoplasm.